AUGACUCUCUGGGGCCAAGACACAGUCAAGGAUGUCGCCGAAUCAGUCGGUAUCAUAAAUCUCAACAAGGAUGUCAACCACGCCCUGUGUCGAGAUGUCGAGUACCGGAUAUCGCAAGUUCUACAAGAGGCACUUAAAUUCAUGAAACAUUCCAAACGGACGAUUCUCUGGUCACAAGACAUUUCACAAGCUCUUCGUGUACUAGACAUCGAACCUCUUUACGGCUACGAAUCUACACGUCCCUUGAAAUAUGGCGAGGCAUCACUGGGACCCGGACAGCCUUUGUUCUAUGUGGAGGAUGAAGAGAUGGAUUUUGAGAAACUCAUCAACGCGCCUCUGCCGAAAGUGCCUCGUGAAGUCUCAUUCACAGCACACUGGCUUGCGGUGGAAGGUGUACAACCAUCGAUACCUCAAAAUCCCACCUCAAGCGAAGCAAGAAAUCUCGAACUCCUACCCAAAGGACCCAAUGCCAACCCUGCCCUUGCAGCGAUGAAUGGCGCAGACAACACCACCACGAAGCCUCAAGUCAAACAUAUCUUGUCAAAAGAACUACAACUGUAUUUUGAGAAAGUUUGCGCGUCGGUCCUGGAUGAGACUCAGCCCGAAUAUCGCACGGCAGGUUUGGCCAGUCUCAAAGAGGAUCCCGGUCUGCAUCAACUCGUACCUUAUUUCGUUCAAUUUGUAGCCGAGAAGGUCACACACAACCUGAAAGAUUUGUUCGUUCUGACACAGAUGAUGAUGGUGACCGAGGCAUUGACGAGAAAUGAAAAACUCAACCUUACUCCAUACGUAGCCUCGAUGGUGCCCCCUGUAUUGACCUGUUUGAUCGGACGGACACUGGGGUCAGGAAUGGGUACACUAGAUCAUUUUGACCUGCGCGAUCUCGCCGGGUCUUUGCUAGGCCACCUCUGCAAUAAAUACUCGAAAUAUUCUCACAAUCUCAAGCCACGACUGGCGCGAUCAUGCCUGAAGACGUUUCUAGACCCGAAGAAACCAUUUGGCAGCCAUUAUGGUGCAAUUCUUGGAUUGAAAGCAAUCGGAGGAGCCGAAGUAGUACGACAGUUGAUCGUAUCCAAUCUCAAGGCAUACGGAGAGCUUUUGGAGGAAGAAAUUCAAGAUCAAAAUGGGAAGAAGGCCGAAGCCGAGAAGGUUGUCAGUGCAAUUCUCAACGCACUUGGAACACUGGUGGAUGACGAUAUUCCCAUGACGAAUGGACAUUCUGAACAAUCGGCCAGCAGCAUGCGAACCAAGCUUAUUGAUCAACUUGGAGAAGUGAUCGGGAGUCGAAUAGCAGAUUCCGGUCAUACUCGGUUGGCCAAAGCAGUUCUAGAAGGGUCUCUGGCAGGAUUAUGA
Molecule: messenger RNA, 1353 nt
Organism: Rhinocladiella mackenziei CBS 650.93
Lineage: Eukaryota; Fungi; Ascomycota; Eurotiomycetes; Chaetothyriales; Herpotrichiellaceae
Exons: 3
Coding region: 1-1353 (450 amino acids)
Biological process (GO): transcription initiation at RNA polymerase II promoter; RNA polymerase II preinitiation complex assembly
Cellular component (GO): SLIK (SAGA-like) complex; SAGA complex; transcription factor TFIID complex
Molecular function (GO): protein heterodimerization activity; RNA polymerase II general transcription initiation factor activity; transcription coactivator activity
Source: RefSeq, a predicted model, not a curated record